This is a messenger RNA of Rhopilema esculentum, 7177 nucleotides long. Its product is annotated as ankyrin repeat and IBR domain-containing protein 1. Gene Ontology annotation, biological process: protein ubiquitination. Gene Ontology annotation, molecular function: zinc ion binding; protein binding; ubiquitin-protein transferase activity. Lineage: Eukaryota; Metazoa; Cnidaria; Scyphozoa; Rhizostomeae; Rhizostomatidae. The record is from RefSeq and is a predicted model, not a curated record.
AAGGCACAUGAAGCACGAGGCAAAACAAAAGUGACGUCAUAAUCCUAUUCAGCAGAAUAUCGGGAAGGAGCGUGGCGGAAAGAAGUUCUGCGAAGAGAAUGCCAAAUACAUGAUAAAAAAGCUUCCUGUGUUGAAAGUAAAAGGAAAAAGUAUUAAGGCUUCAAUCAAGAUGGAAUUUGGACAUAGAGAGUUUCUUUGGUGAAAGUGAAAUAUCAAUUAUUGGUAUACAAAACAGAUGAAAAAUGGGAAACUCGUCAAACAAAUUCAAGAAAGCAUUGCAAGAAGGGAAUGAAGUUGUAGCAUGCCAACUAUAUUUACAAAAUCCAGACAUCAGAGAACGAUUAGAUUUGAACAGUCCAAAUAAAGACAGCAUUCACCACAACACACCACUUCAUUAUGCAGCCAAAUACGGUAUGAAAUCAUUAUUAAAAGAUUUUCUUCUACGAGGUGGAAAUCCCAACAAACAAAACUCAUUAGAUCAAACUGCAUUGCAUAUGUUGAUGAUGGCACCAUCUGGUACGAUGAAAAGUGUCGAUCAAAGGCGACUUGACUGCCUUCAUAUGCUUUUGAAAUGGAAUGGAAAAGCCGCAAAUGAUAGAGUCAAGGAGAAGCUGAAGCUGGAUGCAACAGAUAAUGAAACGAAAACUGCGCUUCACAUGGCCGCUUUGUCUGGUCUUUCUUUGUGUGUUCAGAGUUUGGUUGCAAAUGGUGCUUCACUGUUUAUUGAAGACAAUCAAGGUUUGACAGCAUGUGAGGUGGCAGAGAAGGAACAACAUCAUGCUGUUGCGGCGUUCCUUGAGGCGAAAAUGGUCUUUAAUUUGCAGGAAGAUGUUGUUUUGGAUCCAGAAGAAGGAACCCUAGAUACCCUACAAGAUGAAGAGUAUUUUGGACUCUGUGCUCAAGAUCUCCAGGAAAUUAAAGAUCAAUUGAUAGUAGAAACAUCUGAUAUGCUUCAGAUACCGUUAUUCACCGCUGAAGGGCUCCUACGAAAUCACGAGUGGUCACGAGAACAGCUUCUUGAGGCAUGGAUGGAGGAUCCACCUGCUGCCUGCGAAAAAGCUGGCGUCAAAUUAUCUCAGGAUCAUAUUGCUUUAGAUGCUAUGAAAAACAGACUAAAUGGUGUUAAAAAAAGACCGGAAGUUUCAGGUGGUGAUAGCAAUACCAACAAGCACAAAUGCGAUAUAUGCGAUGAAAUUAUUUCAAGUGAUGAAAAUACCAUCGAUGUUCCCUGUGGUCACAUGUUUUGCAAGGAUUGCUGGGAAAGGUACCUUUCUACAAAAAUAGUCGACGGGGAUACCCUGAAUAUAUUAUGCCCAGGUCACGAAUGCAACAAGCUAGUGCCUGUGGAAAUCACGGAGAGGUUAGUGUCCAGGGACAUGGCAAAGCGAUAUUUGCAUUUUGAUAUUAAGGCCUUUGUCGAUACCAACCCUAAUUUGCGAUGGUGCCCGCAUCCAGGCUGUGGUCGCGCUGUAAAGUUGCCGUGUCUUCCAUCAACGUCACGAGGGAUUGAUUUUUCCACCAGUAACAAAGCGAAAUCAGUUGACUGUGGCCAAGGUCAUUAUUUUUGCUGGACCUGCCUUGACGAGGCUCACGAACCAUGUAAAUGUGAAGUAUGGCAGCAAUGGAAGAAAAUCGUGGAGGAAAUCAAUCCUACCAAGGCAAAUGAACAGUCAGAGGAAAGAGAGACGGUGGCUAAUGCUUAUUGGCUGAUAUCCAAUUCAAAAAAAUGUCCUAAUUGCCGGAGUCACAUCCAAAAGAACGAAGGCUGCAACCACAUGACCUGCGCAAAGUGUAAGCACGGGUUUUGCUGGGUUUGUCUGGAACCAUGGAAAAUUCACAGUGCAGAAACUGGGGGCUACUUCAGAUGCAAUCGAUAUGAGGUUGUUAAUACUGUUGAAGACAAUUAUGAAAAAGAGCAACGAAAGAUUGAGAAGGAACAUGAUGAAGCAGAAAGAAUAAACAGAUUUAUGCACUAUUAUACUCGAUGUAAAAACCACGAAAACAGUUUCCAGCUAGAGUCGAAACUUCUUAAUGCCGCACAGGAAAAAGCCACUGGUUUGCAAAAGACUGCUGCGGAGCUUGAUGAAGGGUGUGUCGUUGAUGUCAACUUUAUUGAAGAAUCGAUCAAAGAGCUUUUGAAAGCGCGACAGAUUUUGAAAGGAUCAUAUCCAUAUGGCUACUUUCUGGAAGACGUACGCGGCGAAAGAGCCGUCUUUGAAUCUUUGCAGGACGAAGUGGAACAGGCCACUGAGAUGCUAUCAGGAAUGGUUGCAAGGCAAUUUUUGAAAACACCGAAAAACAAAAUCAUUAGCGCUGCCCGUAAACUGCGACGCAGGAAGCGUGAAUUUCUCUCUGCUGUCGAACGAGGGCUGAUUCCUGAUGAUGAUGAUUAUGACUUCACUGGUUCAAAAUCGUUCCAGCAGAGUACUAGGCCACGUGCAAUUCAUAGACGGGAAUCUGGUGACGAAGACAGUUCCUUAUUAUGGAGUGAACUUCAAAGGCGACGCCAGAGAUCGCGCCAUCGCAAGACAUCAGAUACAUUAAAUUCAGACUCUGAUCAAGGUAGUUUGCCACUAGACAACGAAAUCCUUCACUGGCUAGAAAUGAUACGAUUAGAACUCAGGGAAGCUAAUUCUAGUGAUGGGGAUAGAAACAGACAGGGUGCAAUGUUUAAGCUUAGAAGGAGAGUUGAAGAAGCCUACCGCAAGCGAAAAAUGAAUUCAAAGAAGAAGAAAAGCAAGCACGGUGGACCUGAUGCUUAUCAGGAUAUCACCACUCCUGAGGCUGGCGGAGCAGGGGCAGGCACCAGCAAGGAUCGAACUGGCCGACCGCGAGUUCGAAAGGUCGUUCUGUUUACGGAUGAAAGCUCCUCAUCAGAGGAAGAACAUGGCUACGCAAAGAAGGCCUCUCGUGCAGAUGCCCCAGUAAUUGUCACUGAUGACAGCGAUAGUGACACUUCGGACUUUGGUGUGACUGGUCUUCAGGCUGCUGCGGCAUCCAUAGUUGCCCCCUCAAAGACGUUUGUAGCCCAAUUUGAUUACAAUUGUGAAUCGGCAAGUGAGAUAUCUUUAGAAGCUGGUGACGUUGUGGAAGUUCUUGAUCAACGGAAAAGUGGCUGGUGGCUCGGCCGAUGUAGAGGUAAAGAGGGGCUUUUCCCAGCAAGCUUUGUGGUAGAAAUUGACGCCGGACAGCCGAAUGAAGCAGCGCCCCUGGCUCCUGAUGUCCCUGCGGAACAGACGAACACAGAAGAACUUGACCAUUUGCUACAACAAGCUUUAGAGUUGUCACUUGCAGAGAAAUAAACGUGAGCUUUGUCGUUCCAAAGCUGCACGAUGCAUUCUGAUGGCAGCAUGCCCCAGAAAGUAGCGUAGAGAAUCUCGUAUUUUCCCAGUUUAUUGGUAUCUGCUAUAAGUGCGAUAGUGACAAACUAUUCAAAUUUUAGUUGCCUUUAAAACAAGGACCUCAUCAAGAGAGAUAUUUAGUUAUGCGAGGAAAUGGCCAUAAAAAGCAUACAAUAGCGAAUUCGCCAGGUUAAUCCGGUACUGUACAUUUCACUUCAAAGUAUCUCACUCAAAUAUACGUUGCAAAAAUGUUGGCACAUUUGCUCAAAGCACUGCAUACCUAUUUUGCCUUCUCAAAAGCGCCAUUCGACAAGGAAAUGAUCGCGGAUUCAUAAAAAUUACAUGAAUAAAUCCAUUAUUUGCUGUUUUGACCCCGGUCUUGACCAGCUCGACUUGGUGUCCUUAGACCUUGACGCCUAUAACCUUUGCACCUUUUCCAGCUUGUCCUCUAACCUCAAGACCUUUAAGCCUACCUCGAGGAUGUUACCUCAAAGAAGGCGGACAAGAUAGGGUAAGGCAACCCUCUAUGUUGAAGUCAAAAGCAAGGGCAUCAAACUACAAAAUUUUUACGCAUGCUCUUUGACCCAAGUCGGGGGACGAAUAAUUCAUAACGAUAGUCAAACAAGAUGAAAAUUUCUCGUCAAACUGACAUAUCUUCUUCAGCAAAUGUAGGUACAACUACCUAUAUUUAGCGUUGCUCUUCGCUGUGCGUAUUUCUCUAAACACAUUGUGUGCCUGAGGUUGUAUGCAUGUAAUAAAACUUAAAUUCUAUUAACUAAGACUUCAAUUAGUUUUGUAAUCUGUAAUUAAUUUUUAACUUUAAGUUAAUAUACUUUUCAAGUGACGAAAUUCUUUUGAGCUCUUCUAGAUUUUUAGAAGUAAAUUAAAUUUGUAAUAAAUUCUACGUUUUUUUAGUUAAUUGAUAAGUUUUUUUUUAAUUUAUCUUGUUAUUAUUAAGCAGAUACCUUUAGUGGGAAUGAUACACACUCAAAUUGACACAAAUAUUGAAGUAAGAUUUCUUUCAGACAUUUGCGAUUCCCGGCAGCAAUUUCUACACAUCAGCUUGCGAAAUAUGCACCCUGUUCUAAAGAGACGAAAUUUGAAAGCAUAAUCAAAUAAAGAAUAUUGGAGUGUAGAACAGAAUCUGUUUCUGAAAUUCUAAUUGAAUUUUUGUUUUAUCAACCAAAGAGUAUAUUUGCCAGAAGAAAGAAAUCUCAAAGAUUUUACUUCUCUCUUGUUUCGCGUGUGGCUUUUUUAAAAUGCUGCGUUUUGCAACCGUAUUGGUGUUAUUUAAUGCUGUUAAGAAAAUUGUAGUUUAAACGGGUACACCUCAAGCUUUUUCCGCUUUGGCGAUACCCUAAGUGUAGAAAAACUGUGAAAUUCCAGAAGUGAUUUUGAUAGGAAGGUACUUUUCUGUAGGGAUAGAAAGUCGAAAAUUAGAACUGAAAAAAUAGAAAAUCUUUGCACGAAAAAGACAAAUAAACGCCAUAAAGUAAUUUAUUUCACGACAGGCAGCCGAAUGUCUGCAAAAUAUAGAUUGCUCCACACCGCUUCGAAUAUAUAGUUGCAAGAAAAGCGAUUUCGGAAUAUCGCUUCCCAAUCUUUUUUGUUAAUUGAUGCGAAAUAUUGCAAGAAGCUGUGAUUUUACGUAAUGUGUUUUUAUUUUUAUGAAAUAAGUAUUUUAAAUUUCAAAUUCGUGAAUUAAGAACUUUUGACUUUUAAUUAUGUUUAAACAUACGUUCACUAGAUAUUUAGUGUACAAUUUCCUAUGCCGUUCGUUUCUUGAUUCAAGAAAUAAAAUUCUUUAUUUAUGACGUCACAAAAGACUAAUUUAACAAUUUUUGAAUUUGGUUUCCAUAGCCUGAGAGAUCAUCAUAAAAUACCCUUGAAUAUGGAAAAUUCAUUCAUAUUCAUAUUAUAAUCGAUCUCUUUUCAUAGCCUUAUGAACAGAGCCACGAUAACAGUAAUCUGGUAGCAUACUUGAAAUAUUUCGAACGCCAUAUCUCACCCUAUUUUUGACAUAGUUGAUUUUGCAUUCUAAGGCCUGGUUAAAACGUCGCACUUCUCAUGUGCCGAGCCUAACUCGAGAAUAAAGUACAUGAGGGGCGCGACGUUUGAAUCAAUUUGGUACGGCAGAUUUAGUUAGGAGUGGCAGAGUAGUUUGGAUCGACAGAGCUUGCCGAGCCACACGGCUCCAGCAUGGCACGGUUCCAGCGUCGAACUUGUCAUGUACCGAACUCAAUGCAUAAUUAUAUUUCAUUUAAUUUAUUUUGAAAAUUUAUCUCAUAACAUUGGAUUCUCGUCGCCGUUUUGCUUUGUUUCUUACUUUUAAACCAAGAUACUUCAUGUAACAAUCCUAAAACCCAUUUUGCGUGACAUAAUUAAGUUCGACGUUUGAAACGGGAGUCGCGGUAAACAUGCUGAAGUGUCGCUCCAAACAGAGUUAGGUUUGGCACAUGAGAAAUGCGACGUUUGAACCAGGCCUAAGGCUAGAUUUUUUACGUAAACCACACUUAAGAACUCUAUCAAGAAUCAAGUAACGAUUUAAAUUUCCCCAAGCAGCUAAUUUAUUUUAAAUCGGCUAUCGUGUAAAAGAAUAAUGACUUUAUGGAUGCAUCGGAAUAUGAAUUGUUGAGAAUGUGUGAAUACUUUUCUGUCAUUUGCUUCUUCAACCCCUCGGAUUUCUGUUUUAGGUUGAGACAGCCCUUUGUGUUCCCAUUUCCUAACGUUUUUAAAUAUAUUUGAUUUAAUUACAAAUAUCUAGAGACACACUUGGAUUUCAUAAUGGCCAUCAUUGGUGUAUUUUCAAGUUUUCUUUCCUGAUUGUUUUUCUUUCUAUAAUUUUCUUUGUAUGAUAUGUGGCAUAAUUUCUCAUUUUAAUAUAAAUAUAUAUGUCAAAGGGUUUUUCAUGCUGAAAUGCUAGACUAGUUAAUAAGAAAGUUGUAAUGACGUAGCGGUCCAAAUCAAACACGUGCCUCGCAAAUGGUUCGUUCUUGCAGUUUGCAUAAAAAAAUUAAAAAAUUAAUCGUCUGUCUAUUGAAGUUCUGCAAGCAAGGCAAUAAGAAGAUAGGCCAACGCCGAAAACAAGAAAGCAAGUUCUGUCAGGCCGGCGCUAAGGAUCAAUCUUCUUCAUGUUGAAUGGAGAUCAACCAUUAAUACGCACAGAAGUGAAUGACAUUGCUACAGUAUUUCCACAAAUCAAAAUUCCUCUUUUCAUGAAUAAUUCAAUGUCCAAAUGCACUGUGAAAUUACACUUACUUUUUGAGCCUCUGAAUUUGCUACUGCCUCACUUGACAGCGCUACAACAGAGAAAAGUGAGGCACUAGCGAAACAGAGGCUCAUGUGAAAUUAUACAGGUUCAAGCUCAUAGCUGGUUCACGAUAGUCUCGCUUCGAGGUCAAAGAAAAACAACCAUUGGACGUUGGAGCGGUUGCAGCGAUAAAGCGUCAUAGAAAAUGCCCGAAUCCCGAGGAAUGAGUAAAGAAUUUCAGACUGUUUCGUGGGCAUACUCUCUCCAUACCUCCGAUCUACCAACAACUAAAGCCAAUAGAAAGGUAGGAAGCAUAUAAUUCGACGCAUUCUUUUUUUUGCUUUUAGAAUCUUUGACCGUCACAAAGAGACCCUUUUUAUUUGUAUCCUGCCAUUUGAUAUUAUAUUAUAAAUGCAGAUAGGCUUGAAGCAAUUCCUUUGAGUUUCCUAAUAAACCUAGAAACAUUAGUCUAUUCUUUUCCAUUAUUCGAGCGCCUUUUUUGAAUUCUUUCAUCCUCUUGUAUGUGGAUAUGAGUGUUGGGAUUUCCAGCUACUUUCUGCUUGUGCGCAACCUUGGUUUUUUAACA